Paramecium sonneborni is the source of this 350-nucleotide messenger RNA. The record is from the annotation of a GenBank genome assembly. Lineage: Eukaryota; Ciliophora; Oligohymenophorea; Peniculida; Parameciidae.
CAAUGUGCGACGUUUUAUGGAGUGAUCCUGAAGUAAUUAUUGGAUGGAGAGUAUCUCCGAGAGGAGCAAGAUAUAUAUUUGGUGGGAAUAUUACAAAAGAGUUCAAUAAAACAAAUGAGUGCUCCAAAUUAUUUGAUAUUGGAAAUCAAGAUUCAAUAUUAAUAUUAGAGUUAGCUGAUAAUUUAGGAAAAAAGUUCAAAAUUUUUUUCGCAGCUAAUGUGGAGUAACGAGGAUCAAUAGGUGACAUCCUGAUUAUUUUUUAUGAUACAGGCAGCUUCAAAAUUGAAAAAGACUAUCUAAUUAGAUCAAGUUCUUUAUUUUUUUUCAAUAGAAUUUAAUAGAAUCUAUGA